Molecule: messenger RNA, 1698 nt
Organism: Cajanus cajan (pigeon pea)
Lineage: Eukaryota; Viridiplantae; Streptophyta; Magnoliopsida; Fabales; Fabaceae
Product: phosphoglycerate mutase-like protein AT74H
Molecular function (GO): catalytic activity
Source: RefSeq, a predicted model, not a curated record
AUAGCAAUCCAUGUAAUAAAAAAAAAUGACAGAUGUGGUCUUCAGGUAUUGAUCGAGGUGUCACACACAAUAGAGACAGAUAAGGUAUGGAGGUUGGUUUGGAAGGAGGUGGGAGCGAGAGAGAUGAGUGAUGAGUGAUGAGUGAUGAGUGAUGAGUGAUGAGAAGAGAAGAGAAGAGGAAUGAAAAAGCAAUCAUAAAGCUGAGGAGUGAGGAGUGAGGAGUGAAAGGGAAAAGGAGGAGAAUGAGAAUGUGUAGCAAGAGAGAGAAGAGGGGAGGAGUGUUGCCGAAGAGAAUAAUUCUGAUGCGGCACGGUGAGUCGGAGGGUAACCUGGAUCCGACCGCAUACGAUACCACCCCGGACCCCAAGAUCGAGUUGACGGAGCAGGGGAUAGCGCAGGCGCGUGCCGCUGGGGCCCGCAUUCGCCACGUGAUCGAGGGGGAGGGGGAGGGCUCAGAGUCAGACAAUUGGCGCGUCUACUUCUACGUCUCACCCUACGCGCGCACCCGAUCCACGCUCCGCGAGCUCGGCCGCGCCUUCUCCAAGAAGCGCGUCAUCGGCGUCAGAGAAGAGUGCCGCAUUCGGGAACAGGACUUCGGCAAUUUCCAGGCGCAGGAGCGCAUGAACGUCAUCAAGGAGACUCGCCAACGCUUCGGCAGAUUCUUCUAUCGCUUCCCCGAGGGAGAGUCCGCCGCCGACGUCUUCGAUCGCGUUUCCAGUUUUCUUGAAUCUCUAUGGAGGGACGUUGACAUGAACAGGCUUCACCAUGAUCCUUCUGAUGAUCUGAAUUUGAUAAUUGUGUCCCAUGGGCUGGCAUCUCGUGUUUUUCUGAUGAAGUGGUUCAAGUGGACGGUUGAACAGUUUGAGCUUCUGAACAAUUUGGGGAACUGUGAGUUUCGCGUGAUCCAGUUGGGGAGUGGUGGAGAAUACAGCUUGGCUGUUCAUCAUACGGACGAUGAACUGCUUGAAUGGGGACUCUCUCCUGAUAUGGUUGCUGAUCAGAAAUGGAGAGCCCAUUCCAAUAAGCAUGACUCCAAUGGUUCAUGUUCCUGGUACCUCGAUGCAUUUUUUGAUCAUCUUCCUGAUUCUGAUUCUGAUGAUGAAAAUGUGGACAAUCAUGAUGAGACAAAUUGCGUGUCUAGUUAAGCUUUCACAAUGCAUGAUGGAUUACUCAAUUUUCCCGUCCAAUUCAUUGAAAAUAACGCACAAGUUAGUAUAAUUUGCUUCUAUUUAAUGCGCAUAUCAAUCAUGUGUAACACACAACCUAACACGCUGUUGUCUUUGAGUGUGCAUUCAGUGUGCCUAGCUAGUUUCUGAAUUCGGGAUUCAUGUUUACUCGAUAGUGGGUUGUUCUUUCUUUGUGUUUUUGAUAAAAGAAAAGAUCAUUUCCAAAACAGGGGAAAGUAAAGAAGGAAAGGACAAGGAGAUAAAAGGUUGUUACUUGCUAGUUAGCAGCUCUAAUCUUUCAUUCAUUCAUCAUAAGAUUGGGAUCCAAUUGUAGGGAAUUGUUGCUUUGUGUAAUGGCGGUAAUGCAUAAUGAAUGUACCCUGUAUUAUACAUUAUGACAGAAUUUAGAAGAGCUUGAACAUACAGGGUGUUUUUAGAGUUUGUACUCGCUUUGUGAUCCUUGAUGUUUGUGAAUAUUGGACUUCAUUCUUGACCGCUUAAUGUGAAAAUUCCAAACAUGCUAUCCAGUUAA